Messenger RNA from Penicillium oxalicum, 1641 nucleotides. RefSeq names its product sugar porter family MFS transporter. Gene Ontology annotation, cellular component: membrane. Gene Ontology annotation, biological process: carbohydrate transport; transmembrane transport. Lineage: Eukaryota; Fungi; Ascomycota; Eurotiomycetes; Eurotiales; Aspergillaceae. Gene Ontology annotation, molecular function: carbohydrate:proton symporter activity. The coding region runs from base 1 to 1641 and encodes 546 amino acids. The record is from RefSeq and is a predicted model, not a curated record. The transcript has 7 exons.
AUGUCGUGGUUCCUUCAGAAGAUCGUCCACAAUGAGGCGAUGAGGACCGAUCCCAAGGAGAUCUAUGGAUGGAGGGUCUACGCGCUGGCGUGUUCGGCAUGUUUUGGUGGAAUGCUUUUUGGCAUGGACUCUGGUAUCAUCGGCGGAGUCCUGACAAUGCCACCCUUCAUGGCUGAGUACGGCUUGACGGGCCUAAGCAAAACCGCGCAAGCCAACUUAUCCGCCAAUAUCGUGUCCACCCUGCAAGCUGGCUGUUUCUUCGGAGCUCUACUCGCUUCACCCGCGGCGGAUCGAUAUGGAAGACGCUACGCGCUCAUCGGAGCGGCGACGCUGGGGAUCCUUGGAGUCAUCAUGCAAGCCUUGGCGAGCGGUCAUCUGGAGGCUAUGUAUAUCGGCCGUCUGAUCACUGGAUUUGGGGUUGGAUCUGCCUCGAUGAUCAACCCUCUAUACGUUUCAGAGAACGCGCCACGGGCGAUUCGCGGCGGUCUCACCGGUCUGUACCAAUUGUUCAUCACCAUGGGAAUCAUGCUGGCUUUCUGGAUUAACUACGGCUGUCUGCUGCAUCUUGAGGGCUCAGCCAUGUACCUCGUCCCACUGGCAAUGCAGGGUCUACCUGCCGUCCUUCUCUUUGGAGGAAUGAUGUUGUGUAAUGAGUCACCUCGCUGGCUGGCUAAGCAGGACCGAUGGGAAGAGGCACGCGCGACUCUAUCCAAAGUUCGAGCGCUGCCUCCAGAUCACCCCUAUGUGGAGGAAGAGUUCCAGGCUAUUGCGCAGCAAUUGGAGCAAGAGCGACUUCUCAUUGCAGGCUCCGGUUUCUGGGAUCUCAUGAAGGAGAUGUGGCUCAUUCCAGGAAACCGAAAGCGAGCCAUCAUAUCUGUGCUUUUGAUGAUCUGCCAGCAGAUGACGGGUACCAAUGCAAUCAAUUAUUACAGCCCCCAGAUCUCUUGGCUCUCUAACAUAUUUGUCCUUCUUUUCAAAAUAUUGCAGCUCGGUAUUGAUGGUAAUGCAACUAAUCUCUUCGCCACGGGCGUUUACGGAAUCGUCAAGAUGGUCAGCUGUGGCGUGUUCCUCGUUUUCGUUGCCGACUCACUCGGUCGUCGCCGUUCACUUCUAUGGACAUCCAUAGCUCAAGGUCUGGCGAUGCUUUACAUUGGUCUAUACGUGCGCAUCGCUCCCCCCGUCCAAGGAAGUCCCGUGAUACCAGCUGGCUACUUUGCUCUUGUCUGUAUCUUCCUUUUCGCGGCAUUCUUCCAAUUUGGUUGGGGUCCUGUCUGCUGGAUCUACGUCUCUGAAAUCCCGAGUGCCAGACUUCGAUCACUGAACGUGGCCUUUGGUGCAGCGACACAAUGGCUGUUCAAUUUCGUGGUGGCUCGCGCCGUACCAGUCAUGUUGACGACAGUGGGUGCGAACGGUUAUGGAACAUACCUCAUCUUCGCAUGCUUUUGUUUCUCAAUGUUCUUCUUUGUUUGGUUCUUCAUCCCGGAAACAAAGGGCCUGUCGCUCGAGAAAAUGGAUCAGCUGUUUGGUGUCACGGAUCUGACGCAGCAGAAGGUGGACGAUACCGAGCAAGGCGUGGUUGUGGGCGACGACGGCAAAUCUACCGACGUCCGUGUCGAACACGUAGAAAGCUCGCGCGCGUAG